GAUCUCUUUGAAUUAGAUUAUCUCUUCAACUUGCAGCACGCAGUUCGUCAUCAUCGUCGGUCGCCGCAUCUUCGCUUCCGGAAAGAAAAAUUGACAUUUUUGACUUGACACAAAAUAGUUUGGAAAUUUGAUCAUUGGAUAAUCUUUAAUUUGGGUUUAUAAAAUCAUUGAAGCAUCGCAACUACCAUGCUGAGCAGUAUGAGUGGACGAACGGCUGCUAUUGGAGCUGCCAUAAGUGGAAUCAUUGUACUGGGAUAUUGCAUGUACUUUGACCACAGUCGACGCUCGGAUCCAAACUUUAAAAAGAAUCUUCGAGAAAAGAGGAAGCAACGUCGUCUGGCCAAGGUGUCGGGUUCAAAACUCCCCGAUUUGCGAGAUCAGGACGCAGUGCAGAAAUAUUUCUUGGCAGAAGUGCAGUUGGGAGAAGAUUUGCUCAGUCAGGGGGAAGUUGACAGCGCUGUGGAACAUCUUGGAAGUGCAAUUGCCGUGUGUGGCCAACCCCAACAGCUCCUUACCAUUUUGCAACAGACUUUGCCCCCUCAAGUUUUCCAUCUACUCCUCCAAAGGCUCCCGAUGAUCGGUCAAGCUGUUCAUGCUCGACAAAUGGAAUCCUUUGGUGCUCUUAAUGAUGGAAACGGGAUGGGAAUGUCUACCUCGUCUGGAGCAACUGUUACCGUCGUUGAUGAUGAACUCGAAUAAAUAAUACAAUAAACCAACAACACACUCGUAAACGAUGAAACUGAAAAAAAAACGCCAACCCUCUUCACUCCUUCACUCAUGACAGCUUCAAUUUCUAUUAAUCUAUGGUUUAAUUUUCAAUUAAAAAGUACAUUUCAGGAGUUGGUCAAUCAUGCAGCGUCCAACUUUUGCCUUACCUUUGUCAAAGUAAAAAUAAUACACAAUCACAUGAUGAUUAAGUUAAAUUCUCUACCAGCUUGAUUCAAAUUAGUCAACGAUGACACAUAGACCCUCCAACUUCGUCUAGAAUGAAGUUUAAAUGAAUACUUUAGUUGUAAUACUGCUCUAAUCAGAGUGUAUCGAUUGUUUAGAAGUUUGUAGUCAUUAUUUGCGUAGUCACUGUGGAAUCCACAGUGUGGACCAUUUACUUAUUUUGCAUACUUUAGUUUCACGCGUAGCAUUACUAUUAUUAUAAUUAUUAUUAGUCUACAAUCUAUUAGUCAGAUUUGUAUGUAAAUGGUUUAUACAAAUAACCAUUGUUUUUUAUUGUCAGGUUAAUUGUUUAGUAGCCUUUUUGGCUAAAGUCCCAGACUCAUCACUGAUACAUAGAUGAAAUAGGUAUCAUAUAACAAUAUAAGUUUAUGUCAGAACAAAAUUGAACCAUAGUUGCUUCUUGCGAUGUAUAUAUAGUGCGUUCGUGGUAACUAUAAGUUGUUUAAUUUACUCAUCUAAAGUUGACUUUCGGUAAUAAAAAAAAGUCCAUCCCUCCGCA
Folsomia candida is the source of this 1450-nucleotide messenger RNA. Its product is annotated as mitochondrial import receptor subunit TOM20 homolog. NCBI's taxonomy places the organism in Eukaryota, Metazoa, Arthropoda, Collembola, Entomobryomorpha, Isotomidae. The transcript is spliced from 5 exons. Gene Ontology annotation, molecular function: transmembrane protein transporter activity. The record is from RefSeq and is a predicted model, not a curated record. Gene Ontology annotation, biological process: tRNA import into mitochondrion; protein targeting; protein import into mitochondrial matrix. Bases 187 to 699 code for a protein of 170 amino acids. Gene Ontology annotation, cellular component: mitochondrial outer membrane; mitochondrial outer membrane translocase complex.